Messenger RNA from Ipomoea triloba (trilobed morning glory), 1961 nucleotides. Its product is annotated as amidophosphoribosyltransferase, chloroplastic-like. Gene Ontology annotation, molecular function: amidophosphoribosyltransferase activity. Bases 95 to 1804 code for a protein of 569 amino acids. Gene Ontology annotation, cellular component: cytoplasm. NCBI's taxonomy places the organism in Eukaryota, Viridiplantae, Streptophyta, Magnoliopsida, Solanales, Convolvulaceae. The record is from RefSeq and is a predicted model, not a curated record. The transcript has a single exon. Gene Ontology annotation, biological process: purine nucleobase biosynthetic process; purine nucleotide biosynthetic process.
GGAGCAUAAUAAAAGACCAACGCUAAAGCCGCGCUUGUCUGGCUAUUCAAAGUCCACAUUCAGACGACUCAGACCUCGACCCCGCCUUCUCUUCAUGGCCUUCUCCAUCUCCGCCACCGCACCCGCCGCUAAUCUCUCGCCGCUUACGCCGCCGCUAGAGAAGCUCCUUUUCCCUUCCUUGAGAUCAUACUCUCUCUGCUCCAAAACCGCCCAAAAACCCCUCGUAUUGGCGGCGGCGGCUUCGAAGAACCCCGUCUCCGACGUCAGAUCGGACGAAACUUCUUUCGCUUCUUAUUUUGAUGAGGACCGCACCGACCGUCUCCGUGAAGAGUGCGGCGUUGUGGGAAUCUACGGCGACCCGGAGGCCUCCCGCCUCUGCUAUUUAGCUCUUCACGCUCUCCAACACCGCGGCCAGGAAGGGGCGGGCAUCGUUUCCGUCCACGACAACGUUCUCCAACAUAUCACGGGUGUCGGCUUGGUCUCCGAGGUUUUUAACGAAUCCAAACUCGACAAGCUUCCCGGUGAAAUGGCCAUCGGACAUGUCAGGUACUCUACAGCUGGCUCAUCCAUGCUUAAAAAUGUUCAGCCUUUUGUUGCCAGCUAUAGGUUUGGCUCCGUCGGGGUGGCCCACAACGGCAACCUAGUAAACUACGAAGCCCUGCGCGCUGCUCUUGAGGAAAACGGGUCAAUUUUCAAUACAACCUCCGACACGGAGGUGAUUCUUCACCUCAUUGCGAUAUCAAAGGCGAGGCCUUUUAUUCUUAGGAUUGUCGAAGCGUGUGAGAAGCUAGAGGGGGCUUAUUCUUUGGUGUUUGUGACUGAGGAUAAGCUAGUCGCGGUUAGGGAUCCUUUUGGGUUUAGGCCAUUGGUGAUGGGUAGAAGGAGCAAUGGGGCGGUCGUGUUUGCCUCUGAAACCUGUGCUUUGGACUUGAUUGAGGCCACAUAUGAGAGAGAGGUUUAUCCAGGUGAAGUGGUGGUGGUGGAUAAAGAAGGGUUUCAGUCCCUUUGCUUGAUGACUCACCCAGAGUCUAAAGCUUGCAUCUUUGAGCACAUUUACUUUGCCCUUCCAAAUUCAGUUGUUUUUGGUAUGUCUGUGUAUGAGUCUAGGCACAAAUUUGGUGAAAUUUUAGCUACUGAAUCCCCUGUUGAAUGUGAUGUUGUGAUAGCUGUUCCUGAUUCUGGGGUUGUGGCUGCACUCGGUUUUGCUGCUAAAGCAGGGGUUCCAUUUCAGCAAGGGCUAAUUAGGUCACAUUAUGUUGGUAGAACUUUCAUUGAGCCGUCACAAAAGAUUAGGGAUUUCGGGGUGAAGCUCAAGCUCUCACCCGUGAAGGCCGUGUUGGAGGGGAAGAGGGUUGUGGUUGUGGAUGAUUCGAUUGUGAGGGGAACCACUUCUUCCAAGAUUGUUAGGUUGCUCAAGGAAGCAGGGGCCAAGGAGGUUCAUAUGAGGAUUGCUAGUCCUCCGAUUAUAGCAUCUUGUUAUUAUGGGGUGGACACACCUAGUUCAGAGGAGCUGAUAUCGAAUAGGAUGACUGUGGAAGAAAUCCGGGCGUUUAUUGGAUCAGAUUCACUUGCAUUUCUGUCAUUUGAUAGCUUGAAGAAACAUUUAGGGAGCGACUCUCCCAACUUCUGCUACGCUUGCUUUUCUGGGAGGUACCCGGUUCUGCCAACAGGCAAGGUGAAAAGGGUUGGCGAUUUCAUGGAUGACGGAUUGAGUGGAAAUAUGGGGUCUAUUGAUGGGGGCUGGUUACACAAAACUAAGAUGCUGAAUGAAAAUGAAGAGGCGAUAGCGACACCUGAACUUUAGUUGGUUUCUACAUAUAGUAUUAUGAGUUGAUAAAGUUGGAAGGCUUGGUAGAUUGCUUAUGCUCAAAAGGGAUCAAAUUCUGUCAAGAUCUCACUGUUCUGAAUGUGUUUGCAACUACAACGAUACACUUUUACAGUAUUGUUUACCUGUUCUUGAA